Molecule: messenger RNA, 582 nt
Organism: Chelonus insularis
Lineage: Eukaryota; Metazoa; Arthropoda; Insecta; Hymenoptera; Braconidae
Product: double-stranded RNA-binding protein Staufen homolog 1-like
Exons: 2
Biological process (GO): intracellular mRNA localization; germ cell development; anterograde dendritic transport of messenger ribonucleoprotein complex
Cellular component (GO): neuronal cell body; cytoplasmic stress granule; neuron projection
Molecular function (GO): double-stranded RNA binding; mRNA binding
Source: RefSeq, a predicted model, not a curated record
AUGUAUGCAUGUUUAAUAUUUUUUGCCAAAACACAUGUUCAAAUUCAACAAGCUCAGAAAAAACCAGAACCAGUAUAUACUUUGAUUGAAGAAAAAGGUGCUCCACGACGUCGUGAAUUUCUCAUGGAAGUUUCUAUUGGAAAUCAUACUGCACGUGGAAUCGGAUCUAAUAAAAAACUUGGUAAACGUGCAGCAGCUGAAGCACUUUUAACUAAACUUGGUUAUAAUAAACCUGAGAUACAACCAAUUAAAUCAUCGAUCAAAACAACAGACAGUGAAACAUCUAAUGUAGAAGGGAAACCUCGAAAAGUAACAUUCCUUGAAGAUGAAAAACAACAACAUCAAAAUGAAACCCCAAAUCAUUCGGUUGGUGGUACAAUUGGACGACAGUUGGUACCUGGACUACUAUUAGUGGAUGGUGGUCAGGAAAAUAAAUCAAAUAGUGGGCCAAGUAUUCAAGUAGUUGCUGAAGAAUUACGAGAACAACAACAAAGUAAUCCUUCUGGUAUUUCUCCAAAGGAGCAACUUAAAUAUCUUGCUCAACUUCUGAAUUUUGAAGUAGAAUUUAGUGAUUUUCCAAAG